AUGGCCGACGCUAAAGGCCUGCUCGACUUAGUGGUAGUGGGCGCCGGAUGGCAUGGCAUCGCUGCAGCCAAAACAUACAUUCAGCUCCAUCCAGACCACAAAGUCAUCGUCCUUGAAGCUGAAAAUACCUGCGGGGGUACGUGGUGUGAAGACCGACUCUACCCAGGGCUGAAGUCAAACAAUAUGGUCGGAUCGUACGAGUAUCCCGACUAUCCUAUGAAUGAAAAGAUCUACGGCGUGAAGGACAACGACCAUAUCCCAGCUGCAACUUUGCAUCAGUAUCUUACCGACUACGCCAGACAAUUCGGUGUGCUCUCCCAAAUUUCCUUCAACACACCAGUGCAGUCAAUUGAGCCGAUUGAAUGCACUGGCUGGAAAGUUACCGCACGGAGGGAAGGCACCGACGACGACUACAUUCUCCACACGAGAAAUAUCAUUAUGGCCACCGGGCUCACCUCCCAACCUAAUAUGUUGACAUUCCCUGGACAAGAAAACUUCAACGCCCCCCCUGACUUCUGUCGGAAAGCCACCGCCACCAAGACCGCGAAGAAUGUGACCGUCGUGGGCGGGGCAAAAUCGGCAUACGAUAUUGCCUAUGCCUUUGCCCAGGAGGGAGCCCAGGUGAACUUGAUCAUUCGACCCAAUGGCAAUGGCCCCGUAUGGCUUGCUCCGCCAUUCGUCAGCCCCCUGAAGCGCAAGGUCGAGGAGCUGCUACAUACACGCAUCUUGACCUGGUUCAGCCCCUGUCCGUGGGGUGAUCAGGAUGGUUUCUCCUCCAUCCGCCAAUUUCUUCACAAAACAGCUAUCGGUCGAUGGCUUGUGCAUAACUUUUGGCAUUUGCUUGGCUCCGAUGUCAUUGCGAGAAAUGAGUAUGAUGCGCACCCUGAGACCCGGAAACUUAAACCAUGGUCUUCGCCCUUUUGGGUUGCUAGCGGGUUGAGUAUCCACAACUACAAAACCAAUUUCUUUGACUUGGUGAAAAAUGGCUCUAUUCAUGUUUAUGAGGCUGAGAUUGACAAACUGAGCGAGAAAACUGUCCAUCUGUCCACGGGCGAGUCACUGGCCACGGACGCACUGAUCUGUGCUACUGGCUGGAAGAAAAGCUCCUCGGUGAAAUUCCUGAACUGCGAUCUGGGUAUCCCAGGUACCGAUGAUGAGAAAUCAGCCAUGUUUGAGGAAGCAGACAAAAAGGUGCUAGAGGAGUUUCCAGACCUCGCAUCGCAGCCGAGUCUCCGGUACAAACCAGGGAAGUCUGACCCACUCCGACUAUACAGAUUCAUGGUCCCCACCGCCGCAUAUGAAAAACGGAACAUUGCCUUCGCAGGUGCGGUCUCAACUGUGAGUACCUCGACAUGUGCUAGCAUCCAAGGACUUUGGAUAUCUGCCUUCUUUGACGGCCAGUUGAAUCGCACCGCUGCCAACACCGAAGAGGCAGUUCAGGAAGCUGUCCUGCACUCUCAAUGGGGGAUUUGGCGCUACCCGUGUGGCUACAGUCGGACGCUUCCGGAUAUUGCUUUUGACGUUCUACCUUACUUCGACUUGAUGGUUCGGGACUUGGGUUUGAAGCAUCAUCGGAAAGCAAGUCCAUGGGCGGAGCUUGUGGAGCCUUACAAGCCGAAGAAUUACGCGUCGCUUGUCGAGGAGUGGAAGGCAUCUAACUUGAGUGUGUAA
Penicillium chermesinum is the source of this 1671-nucleotide messenger RNA. RefSeq lists its product as uncharacterized. The coding region runs from base 1 to 1671 and encodes 556 amino acids. The record is from RefSeq and is a predicted model, not a curated record. The transcript is spliced from 3 exons. NCBI's taxonomy places the organism in Eukaryota, Fungi, Ascomycota, Eurotiomycetes, Eurotiales, Aspergillaceae.